AUGGUGAUUUCUCGUCGAUCUACUCGCCGUAUCGGCAAACAAACCUCUACUUCAGCUCGCCGUGUUCCUAUUCCGGAACGAUCACCUCCGGCGUCCCCUGUUUCCUUCCGAUCUGAUGAAAUCUCUCCCGAGAGCAUUCAUUCUCCUUACUAUCUCACAAACGGUGAUAAUCCAGGUCUAUCUAUCAUCUCUGAAUCUCUAGAUGGUUCAAACUAUGAUAACUGGAGUAUUGCUAUGAAGAUUGCUUUGGAUGCUAAGAACAAACUUGCUUUUAUUGAUGGUUCGAUUGUGAGGCCUGAUGAAUCUCAUCGUAACUUUCGGAUAUGGUCUAGAUGCAACUCGAUGGUUAAGUCUUGGAUAUUGAAUACUGUUUCUAAGCAGAUCUACAAAAGUAUCUUAAGAUUCAACGAUGCUGCUGAAAUCUGGACUGAUCUUCUCACUCGCUUUCACAUCACCAACCUUUCGAGAUCCUAUCAACUCUCUCAACAGAUUUGGUCUCUGCAGCAAGGACCUCUGGAUUUGGCAACAUAUUACACUAGUCUUAAGACUCUUUGGGAUGAACUGGAUGGUGCUAGCUGCAUCACAACUUGUCAUCAUUGUGAUUGCUGCAAAGCCAUGGAAACUAAAGCCAAUCAUUCCAAAGUGAUCAAGUUCUUAGCUGGACUAAACGAGUCUUAUGCUGUAAUCCGUAGUCAAAUCAUCAUGAAGAAGACUCUUCCUGAGCUUUCUGAGAUCUACAACUUACUCGAUCAGGAUCACAAUCAACGCAACAUUAUGCAUGUUCAUAAUGCCUCUGCUUUUCACGUCAGUGCUCCUGCUCCAGUCUCUCCUCAAAUCAAUGUUGCUCAGUCUGGUUUUCAGCCGAAACAAACUCGCCCUGUUUGUGCUCACUGUGGUUAUAAUGGUCAUACCGUUGACACAUGUUAUAAAAUACAUGGGUAUCCAGCUAGUUUCAAGCAUAAAACGAAGCCAAGUACUGAGAAGCAAUCCUCAAACAAACCUGUUACUUCUGCUAAACCUUUGGUAGCUCAGCUGGCUCUCUCGGAUUCUGCUUCUGAUGUGGUUAAGAAUCUCACUAAAGAUCAGAUUGAAGGAGUUAUUGCCUAUUUUAGUUCUCAACUCAGCUCUCAAGCGCCUCAAGUGAACAACUGCAUUGCUUCUUCCUCUGGUGGUUCAAUUACUGCACUUCCUGGUAUGGCAUUUUCUUCUUCUACUCUGUGCUUUGUUGGCAUGUUGCAAGGAACGAAUAAUGCUCUAUGCUCAGAAUCUUGGAUAAUAGACAGUGGAGCUACACAUCAUGUUGCUCAUGAUAGACGGUUAUUUGUUGAUCUAUCUGAUGCAAUGAAUACUUCAGUAACCUUGCCAACAGGUUUUGGAGUUAAGAUUGAAGGAAUAGGCUGUAUAAGACUGAGUGAUACUCUAGUCUUAUCCAACGUUCUUUAUAUACCAAAUUUUCGGAUCUUACCAAGGGAGUGA
This is a messenger RNA of Raphanus sativus (radish), 1476 nucleotides long. RefSeq lists its product as uncharacterized. The transcript is spliced from 2 exons. The record is from RefSeq and is a predicted model, not a curated record. The coding region runs from base 1 to 1476 and encodes 491 amino acids. NCBI's taxonomy places the organism in Eukaryota, Viridiplantae, Streptophyta, Magnoliopsida, Brassicales, Brassicaceae.